UCUAAACUUUUCAGCAUUCUUAACUUGCUUGGAAAUUCGUAAGACUUUUAAUAAUGAAUACCAUGAUUAUUUUUCUGUUCGUCAUUGCUGCUACGUUCUACCUUGCCGAAAGCUUACCUCAAGGAAUGCCUGACAUACCGAAGAUCCCGGAAGCUCCAACCAUGGAUAAAGUUCCAGGAGCAGAUCAAAUGGACCCAGAAAACGUUCCCGGAAAAGACAAAUUAUCCGAAGUACCAGGAAUGGACAAAGCUACCGAAGAAAAAGACAAGGCAGAGGAUAUGACAAAUCUAGAAAGCAUAAAAAAUAUUUCCCAAAAUCCAGAUAUGGUUAAAGAUAUGCCGCAAAUGCCUUUUUCUUAAAUGCGCCAGUUUUGUACCAAUUAGUACUGAAAAUAUGUCCUUCAAUUUUAACUGUGUGAAAAAAUUAA
Molecule: messenger RNA, 427 nt
Organism: Argiope bruennichi
Lineage: Eukaryota; Metazoa; Arthropoda; Arachnida; Araneae; Araneidae
Exons: 2
Coding region: 54-359 (101 amino acids)
Source: RefSeq, a predicted model, not a curated record